ACGGGGCGGCUCCUUCGGCAUCCCUCGGCUUUCCCCCGCAGCGGCUGCGAUGCGCCUGAUCCAGAACAUGGGCACCAUCGCCGAGUAUCCCCAGGCAGAGAACGUCCUCGGCGGAGACGCCGGCGCCUCCGGCCGCCCUCGGCUCAUCAAGAUCGCGGUGGUGGGAGCCAGCGGGGUGGGCAAGACCGGUGAGUAUUGGGGGCGGAUGAUGCCUAGGAUUGUGCUAAUUGUUUUCUCUGAUGGAAGCAUGAAUCUAAUAAAGUUAGAAUGGUUUUCCCCACCCCGAUUUGCAAUUGUAUUCACUGCCAAUUUUUUUUUUUUACAGAAGCGUCUUCAGUUUUGCUCAUCCUUUGUUAAAAUUCUGUCUUUAUUUCUAUUGCCAGGUAACCUGUACAGCAGACAGAUUGAAAUCGAUGGAGAGACGUUUGCAAUUCAGGUGCAGGAUACACCUGGGAUACAGAUGCACAGACACAGCCUGGAUUGUAACGAACAGCUGAACAAGUGUCUCCGCUGGGCAGAUGCAGUGGUAAUCGUCUUUUCCAUUACCGAUCAUAAAAGUUACGAACUCCUUGGCCAUUUCCACCAGCACGUACGGCAGGUCCAUCCCGGGAAUCGAGUCCCCGUAGUUAUUGUCGCAAACAAAGCGGACCUCCUCCAUAUUAAGGAGGUAGAACCUCAGCGUGGACUUCAGCUGGCCGGCAUGCUGGGCUGUAAUUUCUACGAGGUCUCCGUCAGUGAGAACUACAAAGAGGUCUUCUGUGCCUUCCACAGCUUGUGCAAAGAAGUCAGUAAACAACAACCCGCAGGGACCCCGGAGAAGCGGAGGACUUCCCUCAUCUCGAGGCCCAAGUCACCCAACAUGCAAGACCUGAAGAGAAGGUUUAAGCAAGCUUUGUCGGCCAAAGUGAGAACCGUCACCUCUGUCUGAAAGGUUGAUUGACCUGGAUGGAAAACUUCUUCACGCCUUCCCUUCUCAGCGAAGAGUCCAUUGGUUCCAAGUUCGGGAACAUUUUGCUGGCGCCAAGGCCACCCAGGAAGAUCAGAGAGAGAGGAAGUGUAUGUGUUCCAGUGAUACUAGACUAGGGAGUAUAAAGCAAAGGAGAAACUCCAACAAAACUUGAAUAAGUUCCUGAAGAAGGGACACUUUUAUGCUGAAAGCAGGACAUUUGAAUGCAUUCAAAACAUUGCCAUAUUCUAUGAUGGAGGUUAGGGUAGCUUAGUAUUUGCUACCCUGUUCACUUUAGAAGAAGAUGGGGGGAAAUAUUCAGAAUGACAUUUCUUUCAUUGGAAACAGACAUCCUUAGGCUAUUGAAUUAGGGCUGGUUUCUUUUAUAAAUCUCACAAGAGACUUUUGAUUUUUUUUUUUUUAAAUCCAGUUCAUGAAGUACAUGCAUUUCUGUUCCAACAGAGCAGUAACAGAGUUUUUGGGUGUAAAACGUCUUAAACGAUUAUAUUUGAUUGCCGUGAGACAUACUGUGCUGCAAAUACUUAAGUGUAUUUUUUUUUUUUUACAACUGCAUAACAUUCUCAAGAUUUUAAGAUUUGUCUGUCGGUCUGAUGCAAUGCUGGAUUUAUUUUCAGAUAAAUCCAAAUGAACCGAUCUAAAUAUGGAUUGAAAGUCAUACUGUUUCGGUUCGUGCCACUUCUCUGUUAAGAUGUGGAGCAGGCCGUAUCUCUAAUUGAGGCGGAAGGGGCUUUCCACUGUUGUAUCAAUCUGCCGUUCGUGAUUUAACCGCUAGCCAAAUGCUGGACCAUGAGGCUCGUCCCAUAAAGCAGAAAAUGUUUAAAAUAAGAGAUGCAAAGAUAACAUGGAUGCAUUUUUAACAAAAAGCAACACUGUGCUUUCCCCUUAAGCGGUAACUUAUUUAUUUUAUGUUUCAGAAACAUGACCAGGGUACGACAUCUUUAUUUUGUGUCAUCAUUAAAUUAAACAAUGUUUUCUCAAGAA
This is a messenger RNA of Thamnophis sirtalis, 1948 nucleotides long. The record is from RefSeq and is a predicted model, not a curated record. Lineage: Eukaryota; Metazoa; Chordata; Lepidosauria; Squamata; Natricidae.